Molecule: messenger RNA, 3867 nt
Organism: Fusarium tjaetaba
Lineage: Eukaryota; Fungi; Ascomycota; Sordariomycetes; Hypocreales; Nectriaceae
Product: DUF1446 domain protein
Exons: 4
Coding region: 1-3867 (1288 amino acids)
Biological process (GO): regulation of DNA-templated transcription; DNA-templated transcription
Molecular function (GO): DNA-binding transcription factor activity, RNA polymerase II-specific; zinc ion binding; DNA binding
Source: RefSeq, a predicted model, not a curated record
AUGGUCUCAAACGCCUGCGACAGAUGUCACCGUCGCAAAGUCCGCUGCGACAAGAUCCAGCCUCAGUGCGGGCCCUGCAAACGCGCUGAUGUCGCGUGUGAGUAUGCUGUUAGUGAGCAUCAGUUGAGGAGGAGGAAUGUUCAGAAGUUGGAGAGGAGGAUUAGGGAGUUGAUGGAGUGUAAUGAGGGUUUGACGCAGCAGUUGAGACGGUCGGAGGAGGUGAGAAGAUCGGAGGAGGUGGUGAGGAGAUCUGAAGAUGUUGAGAGAGGGGAUAGAGGUGAGAGAGCUGGGACGUCGGUGGUGCAGGAUAGUCCUGGGGACGGUGAAGUAGCUGAGGAGGUUAUCCAGAUGAGUCUCAUCGCAGGCGGCGGCCAUCACUUCGUCGGUUCAACAAGCGGCCUCCUCCUCGCCAACCUCCUCCAAUCCCGCCCUCAACCAUCCUCAUCCCUCACCACAUCCUACAAACCAAACUCCCACCCCAGCCUAUCCUCACCACAAACCUCCUCCGGCCUGCCCCCCAAGACCCUCGCCUCAGAACUCCUAAGAGCCUACUGCAGCCAUGACCACCUCUGCUACCCCUUCCUCUCCACAAAGUCCCUCUACCGCUCUCUAGACGCAGUGUACGAAGACGCCAGCGCCAAAGAUCCCGUCGAUGCUUUCUUCGUCGAUAUGACGCUCGCUAUUGGCACGGCGCAGGUGCACAAGUUUAACUGGAAUGGGGUUUAUGAUGCUGAGACGCAUUAUAACCGCGCCAUGACGAGAUUGGCUGAUGUGCUGGCGAGAGAUGGGAUUGAGAGGUUGCAGGCGCUGUUGUUGGUGUGUCAGUAUAGAAUGGGCACGACGUCGAGUAAUACCACGACUAGUGUUUGGCAUCUCAUUGGUGUUGCGGCGAGGACGUGUCUUGAGAUGGGACUUCAUCGGGCAGCGACUUAUGCGCUUCUGGGGACGUUGGAUGAGGCAACGAGAAAGGUGAAGGAGGAGGAGAUGGAGACGAAACGACGGUGUUUCUGGAGUCUUGUUGCGCUGGAUCGCCUGACGAGUCUUGCGCUUGGAAGGCCUUUGGCGCUACAGCUUGAAGACAUAGACGUUGAUCUCCCCCCUUCGUCGACAGCAGAUCAACUUCCUGAGGAUAGCAGUCCUCUCUCAUCAGCGCCCUACGGAACACCUCAAUACCGCGCUGCGACCUCUGUGUUUGUGCACAUCGUUCGCUACCGUCUUAUCUGCGGUAAGAUCAUAAACGCUCUACACCGCAGUGCAAAACACGUCACGUUCCCGAACACAAGCUACGAAGAAAUGCGAACAGCUCUAGCGAGGGAGUUACAAGAGUGGCAUACAGAAACAGCGAGUCUUCCCCUUGUCAAGAGUGACACAGCUGCUUCGCCGGCUAGUGGUUCAAGUUUUCGCUCUGAGGAGUGGUAUAGACUCUUAUACCAUAACGGCAUGCUCAUGCUAUUCCGGCCAUCGCCGUGUUUGAACGACGCAGCUGUGAACAGUCUCGCACUACAGAACAUCUAUGACUCUGCAAGGGAAGCUAUAAGUCUCUACGCGAGUCUCCACCGAUCCCGAAAGUUGAAUUAUUCAUGGAUAACGAUGCACUCCGUCUUCCUAGCCGGCCUAUCAUACAUCUUCGCCCUACGCCAUCACUUCUCCGGUUCAGAACCCCAGCGCGCAAGAUUACAUACAACACCUACAAUCAACCAAGUCGUCAAUGAUACUCGAGCUUGUUCGAAGGUGUUGGUAGCUGUGUCGGAGAGAUGGGACUUGGCGAGGAAUUGUUCUGAUUUGUUUGAUAGGCUUAGUGAUGCGGUGGUUGCGGAUGUCGUGGAGGCGAGUGUUGCGGCGCCGGUGCAGUUUGAGGCGGAUUUGGCGGGUAUGACUGUUGAUACUCACCAUCACCAACACUUCACAUACACUACCCUCAGAUUGCUUCACUUCACUUCACUUCACUUCACUUCACACAAAAUGCUAGACAGACCUCCAAUCCGCAUCGGCAACGUCUCCGGCGCAACAGGCGACCAUCCCCACGCAAUGUCCCGCAUGGUCCGCUCCGGCAACGUCCACGUCAUAACAGGCGACUGGCUCUCCGAGAUGAACAUCGCCUGGAACGCAAUCACCAAGCAGGAAGUAGACCCCAACCUCGGCUACGAGAACGGCUUCUACGAGCAGCUCGACGAGUGUCUUGAUGAUAUCAUGCAGCGUGACAUUCGCGUUGUGACUAACGCUGGGGCGCUAAACACUGAUGCCUUGUAUGAUAAGGUUAGAGCGCUUUGUGAGAAGAGGGGGUAUGCGGAUUGUGUUGUUGCGAAGGUGUUGGGGGAUGAUGUCUCGGAUGUUGUGGCGAGGAGGGAUGUGCAGAUUACGCAUUUGGAUCAUCCGGAGGAGACGCUUGAGUCUUGGGGGUUUACGCCGUGUUGUGCGACGGCGUAUAUUGGGUGCUGGGGUAUCGUUCAGGCUCUUCGGUCUGGUGCUCGUAUCGUUAUCUGCGGUCGAUGCACUGAUGCUUCUCCCGUAAUGGGCGCUGCAGCGUGGUAUCACGGCUGGAGAGAAGAUCAGUACGAGGAAUUAGCCGGUUCACUUCUAGCUGCUCACCUGAUCGAGUGCGGUCCUUAUGUCGUUGGUGCAAACUUCUCAGGAUUCAAGGACUUUCUACCCGAACUCGUGGAUAUUGCAUUCCCCAUUGCUGAGAUCGAUCCAAGAGGACGAUGCACCAUUGGGAGAACAGCAGAAGGUGGAGGAAGAGUCACGAAAGAGACUGUCACUGCACAAUUACUCUACGAACUUCAAGGACAUUUAUACCUAAACCCCGAUGUCGUCGCAGAUCUCUCAGGAGUACACGUCGAACAAGAGUCAGAGAACCGCGUCUCCGUUUCAGGAGUAAAAGGCCUCCCUCCACCGCCAACAGCAAAAGUCAUGAUCGCCGCAAAAGGCGGUUUUCAAGCUGAAGCGACAUUCUACAUCAACGGUCUCGACGUCUACGAGAAAGCAGCCAUGAUGAAGAACCAGCUAGCACACAUGUUCAAAGACUCCAACUUCAGCCGUUUGAGCAUUGAGCUUUAUGGUACUCCAGCUGAGAACCCUACGUCUCAACAAGCGGGCACUGUAUCACUGCGUGUCUUUGCGCAAGCUCGUCGAAAAGAAGACAUUGACGCUCCCAAGUUCAAGGUACCGAUAUAUGCUCUUCGUAUGCAGAGUUAUCCGGGGUAUCAUAUGAAUCUGGACUUUAGGACUAUGGUGCCCAAGCCGUUUAUGGAGAUGUUCCCUGCGCUUAUGCCUGUUACUGCGAUUGAGCAUCGCGUUGAGAUGAGUACAGGUGCAUCACAUCGUAUCGAACCACCAGCAAAAACAGCAAAAUAUCCUAUCGUACGACCAUCAACGGAAACGCAUGGACCGGUUGACAUGCUCACAUUUGGACCGACGGAGUGGGCGCCGCUGGGAAGUGUAGUCCACGCCAGAUCAGGCGAUAAAGGCGAUAACUCGAACGUUGGGUUCUUUGUUAGAAAUGACGAUGAGUACGCCUGGUUGAGGAACUUGUUGACGGUUUCGAAGCUGAAGCAGUUGUUUGGGGUUGAUUGGUUCAAGGGGGAUCCUGAUAGGAGGGUUGAGAGGGUUGAGUUCCCUGGUAUCAACGCAGUGCACUUCCGUGUUUUGGAUAACUUGAACGGAGGGAUUGCGUCUUCGGAUCGGAUUGAUGGUCUUGGGAAGGGAAUUGAUUCCACGGAGAAUUGUACAGGAUUACACGAGACUGUUGUUCUCAUGCUCUUCUUUAAUUUCUCAUUAUUCUCGUAUAGUGAUAUCACCACGUCUGGCGAGAAGAUUGUCGGUCAGAGCAUGAUCCGAGAGCAGACCUCCUACAGGCUGAAAGACUAG